Messenger RNA from Linum tenue, 2019 nucleotides. NCBI's taxonomy places the organism in Eukaryota, Viridiplantae, Streptophyta, Magnoliopsida, Malpighiales, Linaceae. The record is from the annotation of a GenBank genome assembly.
GAGAAAAAUAAGCAAAGGAAAAAAUGAAAUAUAUAGAGUAAGGCAGUAAGCUAAAAAUAAAAAAUGAAAAGAGAGGAAGAGAGAGAGAGGGAGUCAUGAAUGAGUAGGGCUUUUGCUUUGUGUUGUUUUGGUGUCAAAUUGACACUCUCUCCCAUACUAUUGCCUUCCACCACCACUACUACUGCUACCCACCAAAAUCACCAAUAAAAGGGGCAGAGUGGCUGUGAGGAGCAGUCCUCUUGGGCUAUUGAAUCUCUGCCCUCAGCUCAAAAUCUCCCCAUCCUUUUAUUGUUUCCCCUUUUAAUUCUUCUUCUUCUUCUUCCUAUCUAUCUUUCUGCUUCUAUCGCACAAACCCAAAAGGAAAAUACUAUCUUCUUCGUGUGCGGCUGUCAGCGAUGGGCGAGAGGAUACCACCGGGGAGUUUCUUUCAAUACCCGCCAUCUGGGAUUCAUCACGCUUCUCCUCAUAGAGCCACUUCGUUUCCUUCAGAUCGUGAGAGAUACUUGGCUGAAUUACUGGCGGAGAGGGAAAAGCUGGGGCCAUUUAUACAAGUACUUCCAUAUUGCAGCAGGCUCCUUAAUCAAGGGGUUCUUGUUGAAUGCUUAUCUGCUUCUCUUGUACACUAACAUAACUGCAGAGAUCAGGCGAGUAUCAAGUUUCAGUCAGGGUUUUGGAGAGCAUGAAAGAUAUGAGCACGAUAGUCCAUUUAGGUCAUUAGGUCAACAUCCUAAUGGAAGGACAAUGGAUUUGGAAGCUUGGUCUGCCAUGCAAACAGAGGUAGUGAAAUUCUACAGUUUCGUAUGUGCAGUGUAUGCUCCUGUUACUGAAUGGAAAUUCACACGGUUUCUAAUACAUAUUUUCCUGCAGGAAAAUGGGCAUCUGCAGAAAAUGGCUUCAUUACAAGCUGCUUCAAUUGGUUGGCCUGCAGUGCCAGGAAUUCCUACAACUCCUGUUGUAAAGAGAGUUAUUAGACUUGAUGUUCCAGUUGACAAAUAUCCCGAUUUCAAUUUUGUUGGUCGAAUACUGGGACCUCGGGGGAACUCCUUGAAAAGAGUUGAAGCCUUGACAGAAUGCAGGGUGUAUAUAAGAGGCAAGGGGUCAGUAAAAGAUUCUCUCAAGGAAGAGAAAUUGAAAGAUAAACCAGGGUAUGAGCACCUGAAUGAGCCACUUCAUGUCUUGGUGGAGGCUGAAUUUCCAGAGAACAUUAUAAAUGCUCGUUUGGAUCAUGCUGUGACCAUACUGGAAAGCCUUCUGAGGCCCGUGGAUGAAUCUUUAGAUCACUACAAAAAGCAGCAACUGAGGGAGCUGGCAAUGCUGAAUGGUACACUAAGGGAGGAGAGCCCUAGCAUGAGUCCUAGUAUGAGCCCAAGCAUGUCUCCUUUCAACUCUGCAGGGAUGAAACGUGCCAAGACUGGAAGAUAAUACUGAUGAAUCUAUGAUAAGCUGUUGAUGAAUGCGACUUCUUUGAGAAUGAUGAUAUACCAGGUUCAAGAAACUUGGGCUGACGAAGAACCUUGGAACUGCUGGCUGGAGUGUGUCUUGAGAAAUGGUUUGGAAACAAGUUUGAAACUACUCCCCUCCUAUGUGUUUUUGGGCAUAUGCUGAUGAUGAUCCGAGAGAUGGUUUGCCAAAAAGGAUAUUUGGGCUGAGGUUCUAUAUGGCUUCUUAGUUUUGCAUUACUAGUUUUGUUUAAUAUACGUUUUCACCCACCAUCCACCCUUUUUAUCUUAUAGCGCCAUUACUAUUCUUCUUCCCAUGUAUUAUUUCUUUGAACAUUGAAACGUAAUAAUCUGAUUGGUUGAAGCUGACUUGUAUUUUGAUCAAGGUAUCUAGUGGUCCUUAACAGUCAGCCAUGUAAAACUUCGAUCUGUCGAAGUUGUUUCAAUAAUUCUUAGCAUAUGCAGUGUGCAUCAUGACCUUAUGAAUAUGCACAAGUUUUAGUGCCUACGUACUAUUUUCUUAGUGAUGUGAUUGUGAAGGAUUUGAAGCUUGGUUGCUGUUUAACAAGUUUGAGUGUUC